GCCAAAGAAAGCGCCCUCAAUCACUCGAGCGCGAGAGAUACAGAAGAUAACGCUGUACGAUGUUACAACGCAUAUGUUCACGGUAUUCUAUGCGGUAGCAUGCGACGAAAAACCAUACCACGGAUGCGACUCCACGCGCCGCCGCAAUGUCUCGAAACAAAGAAAACAACCCACUCUUCACAACCCAGCGCCAUGGCGCGGCCGCCUCGUUAGGCCAAAAUCUACCAAGUGAAGAUUUCUUCACAGAUAGUAUUAUUAGCAGCGACUCGCGCAUACCCACUCCGAGCCCUCAGAAGAUCAAACCCGUGCGACCGCGACGCGCCAUAGGCACAGGCAGAGCGCUUCAAGCAACCAAAGAGGUGGGGAACAAAGUACAACGCUCGUCGCUGGCAGAAUACACAAAUUCCCGGCUAAGCGGACUGCCACAGCCAUCGUCACCUCUCGCGCUCAGGCGAAGUUCCAGUCCGCGGCGACCGAACGAUGUAACUACUCCACCGCAAUCCAGAGAUGGCCCUCCCUUGAUGAGUCCCCCGGCCGACUUCUCCAGCCCUCCGCGCGAGAUGACGGACACCUAUCAAAGGAUAGCAGACGAGGAAGAUCUUGCUGCCACAGAAAGAGAAGGUGACAGUGAUGAAGAUAUUGAGAACGAUGGAGACGAUACUCUUGGUUCAUAUCUGAAUGCUGGUCCGCCCAGUGAUACAGGCAACGCCCCAAAGGCGACGUCCAGAGCAUCGACGCCCGUUCAGCUGACAAUAGACACCGACAAGGAGAAUAUGGCGGAAGGUCAGACGGAGAGCCUCUCUGCACCACCCACGUUGGACUUUAUACAGAAUGAGAUGACGGAUCGAGUACUCGCAGCAAAGCUAACCCCUUACGCAAUGGAUCGCGUGAAGGAUCGAGCCAGGCUUGCAAAGCUACGACAAAAUCAUGUCCCUAUUGACUUCGGGAAUAGCCUUCGGCGGCAGUCCAACGGGUCUACUGGCGAGCAUAGAAGGAACGAUCUUGCGAGGAUAUCGAACCGCGGCCCUAUCAACUUCGAGAAUGUUUCCGCAACAACGACAAAUGGAACAGGGAAAGCUCAUUCCGACACGAGUAUCGACUCGACUCAGAAAAAGGUCAAAGCCUUCUCGCGAGCUUACAGAAAGGCUGCUGAAAAGGAAGACGAUGAUGGGAGUGAUACGCCUCCCGAACUCCGGGCCAGAGAGAAGAUUGUCGCCUUCAGCAAAGCCGGCCGACGAAAAGGUCAGCAACCUGAACAUGAAAGACCGCAGAACCCUGAUCAAGGACCAAAACUGGUCGCAUUUUCUCGCGCAAACGGCGUCCCACGUCCGUUUGGGGUGCCUUCAGAGUCAGAUGAACAACAGAAGGACAAUGGCGAACCCAAUGACACGGUCACCUCGACAGCAUCUGAACCACUUCCUGACGUGCCGCUGCCCCUUGAUGACAAGGCCAAGCUGCGGCCUGAUGAUAAGCUCCAGGCUGCUCGGUUGUUCCUUGCCAAAUGGCGUCAAGAAACUGCACAGAAGCGCGAGGAGAAGAAAAACCAGCUUGCAGAGGGAGACAGUUCCCAAAUAGCCUGGGCUGUAGCCGCGGCAGACGUCCCUUUACCAUCUAUUGAGAAAAGCUCAACACCUCAAGGCACUCCUCCUCGAAAGGCAUUGCAAUCAUCUGUGCAGAAGCAAAGAUCUAUCGACAGGUUCCGGAAGUGGGACAAUGACUUUACUGGCCUAUCAUUUCAAGUCUCGGAAAGUCCGCCAGUUCGAAGUCGUCCUAACUAUUCUCUGACAAAGAGGGAAAUAGAAGAUCUAUCGAAACAAGCAGUUACAACAAACAGGCUGGAUGAGAUACGCGUUAAGGACCCCAACGUCAUACUUCGUAAGACAUCUCGAUCAUUCACUCCGGAAGAGCGAAGACAGGGCCCUCCAGAUCCGGCUGUCACUCAUACGAGCGACCCGAGUGUGCGACCGCUGGAUGAAGGAGAGCGGAUUCCUGACACACCUGUCGUUGUAUACAGGUCAUCGAGUACCAACAGUGAGAACUCAAGCCUUUCACAACGACCAGCGGCCGAGUCGCAAAGGUCACUCGAUCACCUUCAAAGGCUUGCUCGGGCCGCAAGCACCACGCCGAGGGCCAGCCCACCGCCUCAGCAACCACUGGAAGAAGUGCACGAAGAGGCGACGCAAGACGAUAUCCUUGCAGCUUAUGAAGGGGAAGUUGAGACAACUGAUGAGCCUUCACUGAUCGAUCAAACCGACAAGCUUGGGCUUCCUACUCCCAGAGUCCUGGCAACACCGAAAGUCACAGGUGCAUGGACUGAUACGAUAUUACCAGACACAGUGAAGACGCAAAAAUCAAUGCCGAGACAAUCUAAACAUUUGCAAACGCCACAUGUCAAUGCUGGAGCCUGGAUUGACACACCUCUUCCGAGUGAUGGUUUACUCCCGGCUCCUUCAAUGCCAGAGACGAUUGAAGAAGCCACCGAAGAACUUACUAAUGGCGACUUCCCACAAGAAGAAUCACCGAUCGAGGACCGUCCAGCUGAGGCUACCACCUCUGAUGUACCAAACCAUCGGGAAGCAGCGCCGGACUCCCGGCCUUCCCCGGAGGAACAAGUUAUUCUGCCCCAAAGUGCACUCAGCAACGUUCUGAACGAAGCCAAGCAGAAGCGCCUAGUCUCUCGAGACAUCGCCGACACGGGAGACGACACGCUCAAUCUAGGUGACGCGACAAUUCAAUCCUUCGAAGAUCUGCUCACCGACGCAGCAGACAUCACAGCCGAUCUCACAAGUCUCAUCAAGACUAAUGCGGAAGAUGAAGCAGUUAAACAGCGCCAGCUUGCACUUGCACAAGCAUACGAUGGAGAUUCCACCACCGCGGAAGUCGCGUUCAUCGGACACCUGACUUCGCGCAUGGAACGAUUGAUGUCGAACCUCCAUGAAGCACGAAAGGGCAUUUCGCGUCUUGAGCAGAGAGUAUCGCAUUCGCCCUCGCCGCCACCAUCGACAGGCAAGCAAGCGCAAAUACAAUCGCAAGCACUCGUCGCACAAGAUCCCACCCAGCCUUGUGUCGUAUGCGGACGCCAUAGCGACUUACAACAACCACACCUGCACACAAAUACACACCAAAUACGCACGAACGGAUUCCUCCCAAUGACAUACUCCACCUUCACAAUUCCGAUCCCGUUACUCUUCUACCCCCGCCGCAAAGACCGCGGCGAGAUCUUCCCGCGGCCCACUUGGCUCGGCUGGGUCACGCUUGCCCUCUGGGCGUGGUAUAUAACUGAGUGCGCCUUCGCCGAGAUGUACGCGCACCCACUGUAUGCGGAGCGGUACGUCUGGCCGACUGUGCCGGAGCCUGAGUUUCCGUUCGUCCUGCCGACCAUGUUGGCCAGAUGGACUCAUCUCGACUCUUUCAUACCGAUAUUGGCAAAGGUCUUUGUCGCGAUUUGGAGGGUCGUGGGAAUGGCGUUGGGCUUGACGGAUGGCUUUGUCGACGAUCCUCUCUCCGGCUCCGCCUUUGGCAGCAGUGGUGUAUCAUCGGUCGUCGCCAGCGCGACGAAGGUCGCAAUGGGCGCGGCCAAGAGUUUGGUGUCUGGCCAGGAUCCGGGUCCGGAUCUGAGUAUGAUGAGUGAUGAAUUUAUAUGACCUGUAUUGUAAUCCGAGAUGUCUUUUUUUACCAGCAGGGAGGGAUUUUUCUAUGGGUUGGUCGGUCGCAUGCGCCGGGUAGGGUAUGAUUGUUUCAAAAUCAAAAGGACAUGGCGGGUACGGAGGUACGGAGUACUGUGGUACAAUUACUGGCGAUGAAAUCUUUCUGGUGGCUCGCCCGUACAGCGUGGUCGGCCGCGUGAAUGCAGGAACCGUUGUCAAGCAGCAAGUCUAUAACGUUAAGCUGACGCGAAAAAUUCCGCGCAGCAAUCUUUAGGCAACUACUCCGUACUGUACUCUACUGAAGGAC
Messenger RNA from Exophiala xenobiotica, 3954 nucleotides. RefSeq lists its product as uncharacterized. Lineage: Eukaryota; Fungi; Ascomycota; Eurotiomycetes; Chaetothyriales; Herpotrichiellaceae. Bases 147 to 3644 code for a protein of 1165 amino acids. The record is from RefSeq and is a predicted model, not a curated record. The transcript has a single exon.